GAACAAGGCCGCCAUAUUGAAUCACUCUCGUUAAUUUUUGCGCGAAGGCGGUGUUAAUCUUUUACCCCCUUACGGGAUUGUCUGAGGUGCGAUCGGAGGGUUGAUGAAGUGUUUAAAAGGUGUUUGAAUAUCGUGUCAAGUUAAAAGAUGCGGAAUCUUUCGUGUCGGAGAAUCGGAGGAAUGUUUAAUAUCUCGUCGGAUAUCAUGCGGUGAAGUGCGGUGGGUCCCUAGGACGAGUGUGUGGAGAGCGGCUGCUUUGUGUAAUCGAUUUGUGUGUCAAGCGGUUUACACAAAUUUGGACCAACCUUGAUUGACCCCCAGGGUCGUAGCACUGGGGAGGAUGGAGGCGAUGGAUUUGGACGGGGAUACUGUGGUUGACCUUAGCGUCAGCAGUAGCAGUAGAAGGGACUCCCCGUCCGUCCCUUCUAAUUCCGGGGACUUGGUUGUACCGCUGGACUUGGGUGCCCAUUUUGCGGCCAGUCCUGGAUUAGAAAAUAAUGUGCCAGAGGCUAGAAAUAUACAAAAUGCUACUCGAGGUAUACUCGGGGCUAAGUCAGGCGAGGAUAGAAGACCUCGGCGCAACUUGAGACCCAGGACGGAACGAAGCUAUGCUGAAAGUCCCGACGAGCCAAGAAUGAAUGGUUACGUAAACGGAAAUGCCUCAGAUAGCGAGGAAGGAGAAAUGCCUCCGCUGUUACCGAUCAAGGAAUUAAGCUCUGACGAGUUAGCCGAGCGCGAAAGAAAUCUUAGAAAACUAAGGGAAGAUCUGAGAUCUGAAGAAAUGAAAUUAGUAUUGCUUAAAAAGUUGAGACAGUCGCAGCAGCUCAAAGAAAAUAUUGCGGCUGUUCCAAAAGUACCCAGUAAAUUACCACCACCAGUAACAGUACAACCAGUGGCGCACAGUCAUAGGACCACCAAAGCGCCGCCGCCGUUUUUAAAAGGCCAACCCCCUCCCAGCAGAAGUAGUAACAGUUUACACGGGCCACCACCUGGUAUACUGUUACCACCAAUGACUGUUAGAAGUGCUACUUCUAGUACCGGUAUGCCACCAAAUAUGGUAAUACCACAACCUCCUCAUCCCAGAGGUAGACCCUCGAGCGUAGCUUCCAAUGUUCCAAGUUAUCACGCCCCAGCUGAUAGAACUGAAAGAUCUACCAAAGAUCCAACACCUGCAAUCGCUCAUCAGCAGCUUAUUGGAAAUCAAGAAAACAAACCCAGCACAUCGAUAAGCACCCCUGCGCUUCCUGAGCAGGAAAGGACACGAGAAGAUAAUCAGACACCUGCACAGCGUCAGGCAGCGGCGAAGUUAGCUCUUCGUAAGCAGCUGGAAAAGACACUGCUUCAAAUUCCACCGCCAAAGCCGCCACCGCCAGAAAUGCAUUUCGUACCGAAUCCCUCCAACACAGAGUUCAUUUAUCUCGUCGGAUUGGAACACGUCGUAGAUUUCAUAACGAAAGAACCUGCUAUACCUCCACCUCCCGAACCAUUCGAGUGUACUCAAUGCAGAACUGAUUUCACCCCCGUUUGGAAAUGGGAGAAGUCAGCUGGCGGUGGUAAAAAAGAAGGUCCACGCGGGCAACACGCUACCUUUCAACGACCUCCUGCUGGUCGUGAUCCUAGAGUUAUAUGUGAACAUUGUGUAACUACUAAUGUCAAAAAGGCCCUCAAAGCUGAACACACUAAUCGGUUAAAAACAGCAUUUGUAAAAGCACUACAGCAGGAACAGGAAAUAGAACAGAGACUGGCACAGGCAGCAUGUCCAAGUCCUGAUCCUCCUCCUCCAAAGCCAGUCCCAAAAGCAUCGACGCCCACAAGGAGAGUGGCUACUCCUCCAGCACCUCAGCAAGUUUCACAAGUCCCAGCACCUGCACCUACACCUCCAGCACCAAAACUCCAAGAUCAUACGCUGGCCAAACUCGCAGAGAGUGGAAAAUUCAGUCCGCAUCACGCAGCUGCUGCGGCUGCAUUCCAUCAACAGUUUCUUAGAGAACUGACGAAAAAUUCGCCUGGACUCCCACCUCAACAGCCAUUGCCGGCACAUGUAUUACCGGCCUUCAAUCCAAUUUUAUAUCCGUAUCAGCUGGCCAUGGCACAAGCAACCAGCGGAAAGGGCCUUGUCGAACUUCAAAGACAGGCAGCUGAUAUUCAACGUCAAUAUUUACUGGACAUGAUACCAUCUCAGGCUCAAAGUAGUCAGGCUCCGCCGAGGGCUCACCCGCACAACUGGAAGACGUAACCGAACGCUCGUAAACGCAACCAGUGAAGAUUAAAAUUGAAAUAAAAAAGGUUUAAAAAUUUG
This is a messenger RNA of Diprion similis, 2299 nucleotides long. RefSeq names its product transcriptional repressor p66-beta (gene simj). The transcript has 9 exons. The coding region runs from base 341 to 2236 and encodes 631 amino acids. The record is from RefSeq and is a predicted model, not a curated record. Gene Ontology annotation, cellular component: NuRD complex. NCBI's taxonomy places the organism in Eukaryota, Metazoa, Arthropoda, Insecta, Hymenoptera, Diprionidae. Gene Ontology annotation, biological process: negative regulation of transcription by RNA polymerase II.